AUGAACUCUGUAGGCGCAUACAACGUGGAGGUGGAGACUUCGGGACUGGGGUUUCAGCUCUCCGUUUCAGAAGUUAGUAUACCGGACCACCAUUCGUAAGUGAACGAAUAAUUAUACCUGAGGGGGUGUGGUCGGAAAAUUUAGGAAACAGUUUUUGGUCAAGGUUGUCGGACUGUGGUCAACUGAAUGAGCUAGUAAAAUUUGAUCCUACCCUGAGAGGAGAGACGGUUUAAACGGAUAGUUUGGACAUUCGAGACGAAGUCGGUCCGCGGAGAAUGGAGGAGUAAGUAUAUGCGUGAAACAAGUCACAAAAUAUACUGCACUAGUAACGGUGCUGGUGGGCACUUCGAGAACUAGAAAUGACUUAUUUAAAACAGACUAUAGAAACGAGAAACCCGUAAAAUCAGAAACCAGUUUCUAUUUCACACACACUUCCGAAAGUUGAUGAAUUAAAAAUGAUUUCAGUUGGAGUAGGGAAUAGGCAACCCCUUCGUAUUAGGUGUGGCUUUGCACUUUUCCGGUCUCCUAACUCCAGCCCUACUUCGAGGCCAAACUGCCCCCGGAAUUUGGCAUAAGUCCACCCGUAACACGGGACGGGUACCUAUUUAUAGGCAUUAGACAAUACACAUUACAUUGGCUAUUUGGCAUACUAUUGAGUGCUGAGAUGAUGAAUAGAAGUAGAAUUCAAUGAGACCAAACAAUUUUAUGAUGACUAUUCAGCAACAUCGCCCUACUGCGCAACAGCCAAUUUCGAAGGGCGGCUUCAAAAAGAGUCUUGCCUCCAGGGGUGACCUUGAUUUUGGUACGUGAAGGCGGAACUACGGUUCCCAAGUGAAGGCGUCUACAAUGCAGUCCGAUCAUACUCGUCAGUCUCCUGAAGGUCAUACCGACGAAACCGAGCCUGUGCAUAUCACUUGAACUUGCGCAAGUGCGUUCAUGCGUACUUUCGGGGGCAACUAUACUGGGCAAACUUAGGGUUAGCUGACAGCCAGGUUGAUUGGUCACUUUAAUAAGCGGUUUCUGAAGUCGGAAAACAAAGUUCUACGGUCCUUUGUUAUUGCGCCGCUUUGUAGACAGUGGAUAUCCCGUUGACUGCAAAUUAGCCUUGUCUGUGCGAUAAUAGAUUGGUCAUUAUGUUACCUAAAGGUGCUCUUUGAGAUGGUGGCCAAGCCAGCUCAGUGUAAAGGACUAGACCAUUUUGAGGAGUUGGCUCCGACAUUGGGCUCCUCGAUGCUUCGAGUUCCUUGUGUUUUUCAGACCCCCUAAACCCCAAAUACUGUUUAUUAUAUUAUUUUUAUUAUACAUGUUUUAUUUUUUUCAUUAUUAUAUUUUUUAACAUAAGAUCGCUGGGCAAAGAUAACGUUAAAACAAGGCUAUACAGUAAUGAUAUAUUGAUUAUCUGAAGUAAUUACACUGUUCGUGCAUUAUUCAGUCCCCCAUUUUUUAUAAGAACAAAGCGUAGCUGAUGGGCCCUCGGGAAUUGCUAUGAUGUGACUAAAUUGGACAGUUUACAAAAACUGAGCGGGGUAAGAAUGUUGCACAGGUGGCGGUAAGGCAGAGGCCUUAAACACGGCCACAAUGGUAAACCGGAGAACCCUAAACCCUAACCUUAAAUAAUAACCCUAAACUCUAACGCUAGAUCAUAACCCUUAAACUUUAAUCCAAAUCCCAACCCUAAACCUUAACUCAAAACCCUUACACUGAACCCCAAAUACUAACUCUAACACCAAGUCCUAAGACACUAACCGUAAUUCUAGACCAUAACCUUAACCCUAACCCCAACACCAAAAUCCAAACCCUAAACCAGAACAGAAACUCACCUACUGGGGUCGAUAUUAGUACGAAAUUCGUAGGCAAGUGACUAGGGCUUGACCAAAUGGGACCGCGUUAUAGGUCCCCACCGUCCAUAAUCACGAUCCGAGCAAAGCACUUGAAAAACCGCAAACAAACCCAUCUUGCAAGCUACAAGAGGGAAAUGCCAUUAUUCACUAAGCCAAUGAGCACAACCCUGUAGUUCGAAACUGGGGGACUUCUAAGGCUUUCUCUUGCUACUCCGAGACACCUAUUUUCUGACGAUUGAUUUCCAUCCUUGCACAUAUUGCCGUAAUAAAGAACAUUUCUUCUGACGAAGAAAGUCAAAAAUAAAAGGACAACAGAGGUGACAGGUCUGACGUUCUUGCUGCCACCCACGCUCUGACGAACUCCAAGAUCAAAAUCGCGUGUUUCCACACGUGUCGCAUUCAUCGCCCUAAAACAUCAGCCGCCCUCGCGCUAAUAGCGGAUUUGUUGUUCGCAAUGUGCGCCCGCGCGCAUGCACUGACUGACACCAGCGGACCGAACUGCCAUCCCCGUUGGCAGUAUGCAUUCGCUAAGACACACUCUCGUUCGCUAACCUGAUCCACGUGUACUGCGGCCGGUCCCGGCUAAUGGCCUUCACUGCGGACCUUGCGGUAUUUAAGCUGUGCCUUUGGCAUCUCUCUUGCGAGCGAAAGAAACGGGUUUUCACCGUUUGGAGAAGUUUGCAAAACAUGAGGCAGAUCUUCGCGGAUAAUUUGUGAAAGUGGAACAAGCUCGAAAGUCUUUGCGGCUGUGACACUGAAUCUUUUUGUUUCGAAAAGGUACGACCCCAUUUUCGUUGUCUUACUGUUCAGUUUCUGUGUUGUGUUUUCAGUGCUGGAGUGCGUUAGCCUUCCCCACCGUGCAUUUUGUGAAAAGUGCGAUGCAGCGCUUCAGGUUUUUCUUCCCUGGAGCCCACACCACGCUAGAAAGCACGGCACCAGGACUUUCGAACAGCCGGAACAUUCACACCUGCAGCCUCAAGAAUAGCCAAGCACGUCGGGGUUACCAUUUUGGAGUGUCCUUGGUAGCCGGUGCGUCUUAACCCACUAAGUUGACGCUGAGAAAUCCUAACACAACGCUUUCUCACUCAUGUCCACACCGCCCUAACGGACAGACUUGCGAGCAGACCCAGAGCCGGUCGUGCGUUGGCCAGCACUGAGUUUCUGCACUGGCUGCACGAUUUCCACUGAUAUUAUUCUGCUUCUUCUGCAAUAUCGGACCGAGACAGAAUUAUUGCGAUGGUGAAGGCACACUCACUACCACAGUUGGUGCGGAUCUUACGACGCCUCCGAAGUUUCUUCGUUGCUGCCAGACCUCCUUAGAAACAACUGGUUACUCACGAGGGUUGUUGUUCUACAACAUUUUUUGGUCAGAUAUGGUAAUGUAGCCGCACCUGAGGUAAACAAAACGCAGCUACCUGCAAUGCGGGAUCGGUGGUAAAAAGGGCUUUUAAAGGUGGGGAGGGGGAACGCACAGGCGACAAGGUGAAAUAAAUGUACGAAGAGGAAAAAAUACUGGGAAUGCGCGAUUAUACUUAAAGAGUUGAGAAACAGUUGCUUUAACCCCUAACUCUAACCCUAACCCUAAGCUUUAACCCCUAACCAUAAACCAUAGCCCUAACCCUAACACUAAAUCCAAACCCGUUAACCACUUAGCCAUAACCCUGCCCCAAACCCUGAAACAACCAACGCGAAAGUUAGAAGGAGACGACAGGCCAAAAGUCGAGAAGGACUACCGGUAUUGGGUCAAAAUGAUAGACACAACAACAAAGAAACAAGGCCGUUACGCACAGCAACGCCAUGCCAACGUAAUAACACCAACUCAAAAUAAUUAAGUAGGUCAACAGCAUUGUAUGCAUCAGGUGCGGCUACAUAGCCACAUCGUGCCAUUUUUCCCAUGCAAAACCAACUUGCAGAUAAACCUACACACUUACUUAGUGUUAACAGACUAAGCGUUACGCUGUAGAUAUGCAUGCAGUGCUGAUCAAAUAUUUAAAAAAAGUCAAUGACUCGGAGACCGAUACAAAUGAUGUCUUCGGCUACAGAAAAUUGCACGUCGUAUAUGGACGCUUGUAUCGCUUCGACCAGAAAUACACAUUUAUAAUGAAACGCGAAAAUACUGAAAAUAGAAAAAUGUGCGUAAAAUGAGUAAACGUUGUUUGCAAAGCAUAAAAUGCAUAUCCCUGCCAAAAAAUCGAGUCCUUUAACUUUCUCAGAAAUUACUGCGUGCACUUGAAGUAAACCUCUAGAAACAAAGCCUAUUAGAAUCACUCCGAAAGCUGAUGUGAAUAAACGGGCCAAAUUUUUUCAGCUGCAGUGCAAUAACCGCGUAAUAUUUAUGACCUGCAAGCAGGGAGUCAUUAUAUUGAAUAAUUGACAAUAUGCCAAGACGCGCAUGUUUUACGGUUUUUUGUGACUUCGCGUGAUAAAGAUGGGAAAUGAUCGGCUCAGCAUAAGCCCAAUACCAUCUACAACAGCCUUUUAAAUGGCUUCUGGGUUAUAUAUACUGCAGGAAGUAGUGGACAGGUAAUACUUGUUAUUUGGCAAAGCUGUAGCGAUAAGAGUAAGAAGUUUUCAUUUCCGCAUCGUCCGAGAUGCGACUGACCGCAGCAAAGAUGACUUUAUUUGAUUAAAUGGGCAGCAGCGUUGAGGAAGUAAACGCUUUAUACCCUCUUAUGUCGUGGCAUUGGUCAGUGAUUACGAAACUGGAAUAUAAUUUACGGCCGCUAGCGUAUUAAUAUUGUUUUCGGAGCAUCGGAAGAAGUUUUUUGGUCAAUUUACACCUUUGGUUCCGAUGAAAGUUUAAAGGCGAUUGAAAUUCCCAGUUGCGCAUUGCGAUUUUCGGUGUUUGCAGCCAGUGGUCCGCAAAGGUUUUUUCGCAGUCCAAGGUCAUUUGGAAGACUAAAAAGUAGGUUUCGUGGAGUCCUUUACCUGUGCAGCAAUAUUAUAGACGCUGCACAUUCUGGCAGAUUGCGGUUUGGACCAUAAAUUUUUUACUCACAUGAACUCGAGGCCUGAUCGUCAGAGAAAAAUGGACGUUCAGAAAGGAGGCCCACAGUGAAUAUGUUUUUGAUUCAAUGAAAACCCUCCCCGAAAUUUUAUAUUCGCAAAAUGCUUUGUCGGGUUGUUUUGCUGAUGAAUUCCAAUGUCCAUCAUCUUUUUUUCGAAGCGAGGAAAAUGAAGACAUUUUGCUCAUUGCUGAUAUUGGCCGUUUUCCUGCUGUAAGGGAAAACAUUCCCUUUCCGCUUAAUUUUAGAACCGUCUUUGAUACCAAUAUUCGACUCUGUGCCAAAUUCUGCGAAUAUGAAUAUGGCACAGAUAAGCAACAUGAAUAGAGGGGCGCUCACCGAUCGUUUUUACGGAACUCACUCGUCCUGUUGUGCCUCACGGGUUUUCUCUCAAGCCCAACCAGCAGCCGCACAGAGGGGCAUGAUAUAGGCAGAAUGGUAUUACCGACAAAGAAAAGCGAGAUUGGAGUGGCCAUUUCCGGCUUAGUAUCCCUCGUCACAGUCAUACCCAAUUCCGAAGUGUGGCACACCCGAGGCUCGAACUCGCGACCUGUUUGCUAGAAGUCCACGCCUCUAACUACUGAGCCACGAGCCCAUUGCCCUGCCGGUUUUCGAUCGGGAAUAUAUAAUGAUAGUUGUCGUCGGUCAGUCAUGUCCAAACUAGAAGAGUGGAAUAUCUGGGGCUCGAUCCUGUGACCAGUUAGUUAGAUGUCCAACGCCCUAACCAAGUUUUUCUCCUGUGGCUAGCGGUGUGCAUGCACUCUUUCCGUAUUGUAUAUUUUGUGAAAACGGAGCGCGCAAAAGACAUCUUGCCAGAUACUUAGUAGUUCAACUGACCUUUUAUUGAUAGGGCCUUUUCUCAGUUACCCGGUGGUAGCAAGCCCGGGGUUGGGUGUGACUGACGGAUUACGGCUAAUAGGAAAGAAGCGGUCAUGGCCGUUGAUAAAACGCCAUGUAUCUGAACUUACCAAUUUGGCUCGUAAAGUUAACAAUAUUGCUCAAAUCCACUGCUUAGUUUUACGAAUCCCAUAUAGUUUCCUCUUAAGACCGUAGAGAAAUGCAUGGUUUUCCGUACACGGAACAUAAACGACUUGUAGUUUUGAAACCUUAAAUGCAAGUAUAACAGCGGGUAGGGUUCAAAAUUAUUCGGAAAUCGAAAAAGUUUUAAAAACCGAAUUAUACUCUUCCUCUGAGUAUAUAUUUUGACUAAGGGGGUAAUUUAUUACUUAUUGAGUAAAAGGAUGAGCAUUUUGUGCAUGUCUUCCAGAAAAUAUAAUAGAAUUUUAAGAACAUUGAAAAUCAAUGCGAAAAAUGCAUGCUAAUUAAGUAGUCAUUUUUCGCAGAUUUCUGUUCUUGCAUGCAGUCGGAAAUAAGUUCUUUCAAAAGAAGGCACCCUGAGAUGACUGGAUCAUUAUCGAAUUAUGCUGCAUGAUAAUUCGUUUUACAAUCCUACUUAAUUAAUCAUUCCGAAAUGAGAACGCAUUUUGGAAUUUCGCUUGACAUUUCAUAAGUUAGCCCACCUACUGUAUACUGUCAUAUAGCAAACAGAGUGCGCGUGGCACUUAAAAAAUAGACAAAACGCCAUCUUAAAAAUAACGCAUUUUGAACUAACUUCCGCUGGCUAGUUUGCAUUCAAUCAGGAAACCCAGGAAAUUUCAGUCAAUAGACCGCUGAAGAAUAAAGGAUUUCUGCAGUUGCAGGGGAUUUUAAUGCACCUAUUAUAGUUGCCAGCUACGUGGGGCCCCUAUGCCUCGCCGUUACCAUAAUGCUUUAUCAGUUUAGUCAUUUUCGUAUAUAAGGGAGGACACAGUCCCACUAUGAUCUUGGUAACAAUUCCAAAGAAAAAACAGGUAAGGUUUGGUCCUGCAGCCCGACCUGGUAAGCUUUCUAAAAAGGUUCAGUAGCUGCAAGUUUGGUGACUUUAACAGUAUCAGGUAUUUGCAUUUUACAAUAUCAUUUUGAUCCAGCGGAUGACUGUGCAACGGAGGGAGGAGUCUUUAAGAAGAAAAAGAAGAAAAAGAGACGAUCGUCGGGAUAAGAGCUUUAUUAGCCUGACGUUUCGGAUUCCGGCUCGAAUCCAUCAUCAGAGACAAAAGCAGAUAAGGUCUGCCAAUCAAAUCCAACGGAGGAGACUAAGAGCCUCAUCCAACACCAAGUUUUGUCUCUCCUAAUAACCUACAGGCCGUGGGACGUGCUUUCCAAGGUCGAACGUGAUGCGCUUAGAGAACUCAAGGCCGACAAAGACCUGGCCAUCGUGCCAGCGGACAAGGGGCGCUCCACGGUUGUGCUGGACUGGGCAGACUACCUUCAAAAAGCCAAAGGUUUACUGGAGGAUCGACAGUUCUGUGCCCCAUGUGCAGCGAACCCUGCAAAAGCGCUGACACGCAAAAUUAAUGCUACGUUGUUGGCCUUGGAGAACUCAGGUGCAAUAACACCGACCGACAGAGGCAUGGCGAGACCCCAAGCUACGGCUUUGGCCCGAUUCUAUGGCCUCCGUAAGGUGCACAAAGACGGCGCUCCUCUCCGGCCCAUCGUGUCGCUCAAAGGUACUCCAACGUACGGACUAGUUAAGUGGCUGUUCCGGCGUCUCAAGUUCCUGACCGCGGAGUCAGACACCACGAUCUCUUCGUCAGCACAAUUCCUGGAGAAACUCAAAGGGGUAAGCCUCCAUCCAAAUGAGGUCACGGUAUCUUUUGAUGUUACAUCCAUUUGUACUUCUAUUCCCCAGGACCUGGCGAUUGAGACAAUCGAGCUGCUUCUACAAAGCAAAUACGAUGAAAGGGAGAAUCGUCUUGGACGCGCCCAAGUCCUUCAGCUCCUGAAGUUCUGUCUCAGGACGUACUUCACGUUCGACGGGACAAUCUACGAACAGGUGAAGGGCACACCAAGGGGUUCGCCGAUUUCGGGGUUCAUAGUCGAGGCGGUCCUGCAACUGUUAGAGUCGCUGGUCCUCCAACACCACAAACCGGAGUUCUGGGCCCGGCAUGUGGAUGAUACCUUCGUCGUUAUCGACCAGGAUUAA
This is a messenger RNA of Spirometra erinaceieuropaei, 7868 nucleotides long. The record is from the annotation of a GenBank genome assembly. NCBI's taxonomy places the organism in Eukaryota, Metazoa, Platyhelminthes, Cestoda, Diphyllobothriidea, Diphyllobothriidae.